Asparagus officinalis (garden asparagus) is the source of this 991-nucleotide messenger RNA. Its product is annotated as glutathione S-transferase 3-like. Gene Ontology annotation, cellular component: cytoplasm. Gene Ontology annotation, molecular function: glutathione transferase activity; glutathione binding. The coding region runs from base 75 to 692 and encodes 205 amino acids. Lineage: Eukaryota; Viridiplantae; Streptophyta; Magnoliopsida; Asparagales; Asparagaceae. The record is from RefSeq and is a predicted model, not a curated record. The transcript is spliced from 3 exons.
AUCCCAGAGAUUCGUCACCAAAAUAUCAUCACCAGAAAAGAGGGAGAAAAAGGGAAAAAAAGGAAGAAAAAAAAAUGGGGCUGAAGGUUUAUGGAGUGACGCUGAGUCCAAAUGUUUUGAGAGUGGUCGCUGCCCUCAACGAGAAGGGCUUGGAUUUCGAGCUCGUCCCCGUCGAUCUCGCCGCUGGAGCUCACAAGAAGCCUGAGUUCCUCGCUCUCAAUCCUUUUGGUCAGGUCCCGGCGUUCGAGGACGGAGAUGUCAGGGUUUUCGAUUCCCGCGCCAUCAACCGCUACAUCGCGACCCAAUACAAACAAACCGGUCUGGACCUCAUCCCGUCCAAAACCCCGACAGUGCUCGCAGCGGUCGAGUCCUGGGCUGAGGCCGAGGCCCAGCAGUUUAGCCCUGUCGCCUCCAAGCUCCUCUUUGAGAUCAUCUUCAAGCCGAUGUUUGGCUUGGGCGCCACCGACCCUGCUGCUGUUGAUUCUCUCUCCGCAGACCUCGGCAAAGUCCUAGAUGUCUAUGAAGCCCAUCUCUCGAAGAGCAAGUACUUUGCCGGAGACGAGUUCUCCCUUGCGGAUCUCAACCACAUGCCGGCCUUUUCAGCAUUGAUGACAACGCCGAAGGGGGAGCUGAUCGCAGCCCGGCCCCACGUCAAGGCGUGGUGGGGACCGGGAAGUGAGGUUGUGUUUUGAUCGCUGCGACCGGGAAGUGAGGUUGUGUUUUGAUCGAUGAUGUUUUAGUAGCUUGUGGUAAUAAUAAGCGAUCAAGGUGUGAGGCUGUGUUCAGGUCCGUUGAUGUUUUAGUAGUUUGUGGCUAUGGAAUAAAAAUAUGAGCUGUGAUUUGGGGAUAAGUUAUCGUUGACGCAGAUAAUAUUAUGAUGGUUAAUCAAGUAUGGUGUAAUAUUAUGAUGGUUAAUCAAGUAUGGUGUAUUUUGUUUGGCAGUCGGUUAAUAUUAUGAUGGUUAAUCAAAUAUGGUGUAUUUUGUUUGGCA